AUGCCUAUCCACACGUCUACCACCGAGAUCGAUCGGGCAAUUGACAGAACCUUUGAUGUCGACGCUUUUCCACCUGCUGAAAACGUAGACGAGGAGAAGUUUUUCCUCACAAAUCCCAAACCUGCAUAUCUCAACGACCUCGUAUCACAAGCCAAUGACUUUAUCCAGCUGCAGCUUUCUAAGGGCCGCAAACGGAUAGUUUUGGUCACCUCUGGUGGUACCACAGUGCCCUUGGAAAACAAUACGGUGAGAUUCAUCGACAAUUUCUCUGCUGGAACAAGAGGAGCAUCAAGCGCAGAACAAUUUCUGUACCAAGGCUAUUCUGUGAUAUUUCUUCAUCGAGAGUUCUCCUUGACACCAUUCAAUCGGAACUUCACGCAUAACAGCGAUGUCUGUUUUCUGGAUUAUUACGACGAAAACGGUGAGCUCAAUCCUACUUACAAAGACAAGCUUCUAAACAGCAAAAGACUCUUUGACAAGUAUAUGCAUAAGGAGCAGAAACUAUUACUGCUUCCUUUCACCACUGUCAAUCAGUAUCUUUGGUCUCUGAAAGGUGUUGGGAAACUGCUAAACAGUAGCGAAAGCUUAUUUUAUCUGGCCGCUGCCGUCAGCGAUUUCUUCGUGCCACAUUCAAGACUACCGGAGCACAAAAUUCAAUCUCGCGAACCUGCUCAUUCUGGAACUCACGAAUCUACCAAACGUCACGGUCCAGGAGACGGGAAAUUGGUCAUCGAUCUGGAUCCUGUUCCAAAAUUCCUCAGAAGGCUGGUUGCAUCAUGGGCGGACGAAGCUAUGAUUGUUUCGUUCAAGCUUGAAACGGAUCAGAAGCUCUUGAUAAAUAAGGCCACACAGGCACUCGAUCGCUACCACCAUCAGCUUGUCAUAGGGAACUUACUACAAACUAGAAACAAAGAGGUUGUGUUUGUUUCUGAGCAGAACAGGAGUGGUUCAUGGAUCAAGCUCGACGAAAGUUCGGGUGUUAUCGAAGAGCUCAUAAUACCAGAAGUAAUCAAACAUCAUAAUGGCUGGGUCGCACGGCAAUGA
This is a messenger RNA of Lachancea sp. 'fantastica', 1044 nucleotides long. NCBI's taxonomy places the organism in Eukaryota, Fungi, Ascomycota, Saccharomycetes, Saccharomycetales, Saccharomycetaceae. The record is from the annotation of a GenBank genome assembly.